AUGGACGACCGGUGCCACCGGGCGGCUCGGGACGGCUACCUGGACGCGCUGAAGGACGCCACGCGGAAGGAGCUGAACGCCCCGGAUGAGGACGGGAUGACGCCGACCUUGUGGGCCGCGUACCGGGGCAACCUGGACGCGCUGCGGCUCAUCGUGGGGAGAGGAGGCGACCCGGACCGGUGUGACAUCUGGGGCAACGCGCCGCUCCACCUGGCGGCCGCCAACGGCCACCACCGCUGCCUGUCCUUCCUGGUGGCCUUCGGCGCCAACGCGUGGUGCCUGGACAACGACUACCACGCGCCGCUGGACAUGGCCGCCGCCAAGGGCCACACGGACUGCGUCCGCUACCUGGACUCCGUCGCCGCCAAGCAGGUCGCCCUCGACCCCAAGCGGGUCGGCAAGCUCAAGGACCGGGCGUUCCGCGCCGCCGAGCGCCGGAUCAGAGACUGCGCCGAGCUCCAGAGGAAGCACCGCGAACACAUGGAGAGGAAGUUCACGAAGGAGUCGGCGGAUUUGGACGACUCUGACGCGAUGAGCUUCUCCAGCUACACCAGCGGCAGCACGCUGAGCCGCACGUUCAACACCGUCACCUCCAACAUGCCAUACUCGCAGGCCACCUUGCAGUCCACCGCCAAGGGCAAGGCCAAGAUCCAGAAGAAGCUGGAGAAGAAGAAGCAGGUCGACGGAACGUUCAAGAUCUACGAGGACGGCAGGAAAAGCGUGCGCUCGCUGUCCGGCCUGCAGCUCGGCAACGACGUCAUGUUCCUGAAGCGCGGCACGUACGCCAACCCCCGGGAGCGGCCGCGCCUCGACAUCCGCGACAUGUUCCCCCGCGACGCCGACGGUUACGCCGACGCCGACGGCGUCUCCCAUGCCAUGAGCGACCCGGGCCUCCACGAGGCCGCGUGUUCGGAGGUCAGCGCCGACUCCGGGCGCGAUUCCCUGUUCACCCGACCCGGCCUCGGCACCAUGGUGUUCAGGAGGAACUACCUGAGCGCGUUUGGUACGGGGCCUCGGGAGGAAGGGAGCGUCGUGGGGAGCGAACCCGCCGGCCGGGCGCCCAACGUCCGCCUACGGGGACUUCUGCCUCGCCACUCGCCGAACUUCGAUGAGGACAGCGUGGGCAGCGCCGUGAGCCUGCGGGACAGGAACCUGCAGGAGUUUCCCUGGGAGGAGGCGGAGGUCGGGUUGGAGGAGGACUCGGAGCCAGAGAACAGUCCUCUGGAGACCUUCCUGGCCUCCCAGGGCCUCAGCGAGUUCAUGCCGAGCUUCAGGAGGGAGAAGAUCGACCUGGAGGCUCUGCUGCUCUGUUCGGAUCGGGACCUCGCCAGCAUCCACGUCCCUCUGGGACCCAGGAAGAAGCUUCUGGACGCCCGCAAGAGACGACUGGACGCCAUGGACGAACCGGAGGCCAUUGGAGACACUGAGCUCUGAAGGUCAGUGUGGACGGAUCCACAUCUUGUUUUAAAAGGAAGGAACCGCUCUUCUUACCAGAUGAACCAGAUACACCUUCGAGAAGAUGAAUCAGUAAACAUUGUAAACAUGAGUUUAUUGUUUCAAUCUCUAGUUUCAAGUCUUCUUCAGCAUGAUGUUCAUUUAGUAGAUUAUGGUCAUUUAGAGUCAAACAGACCAUAAAGCAGGGGACGCUUUAGGGCGGGGCUACAAGGUGAUUGACAGGUCAACACCAGAGAUGUAUACGACAUCUCUAUGUCACUCCUCCUCAGUCCAGAUAUGUACGAUAUGAACCGUAGCCUGACUGGUUAUUGUUGCACACGGUACUAUUGAACGUGUCAAUGAAUGAUUCCCAGUGAUUGUACUCUGAGUAUCCUGUUUGUUAUGUCUUCAUAGUCCAACAUCAUGCGCACGUGAGGUGAUGUGGGCGCGUGUAUCUGUGCACGUGCAUGAAUGUUCAUCGUGUUUUGGUAAAAAAAUAUAUGUUUUUGUA
Molecule: messenger RNA, 1945 nt
Organism: Cyclopterus lumpus (lumpfish)
Lineage: Eukaryota; Metazoa; Chordata; Actinopteri; Perciformes; Cyclopteridae
Product: Usher syndrome type-1G protein homolog
Exons: 3
Coding region: 1-1434 (477 amino acids)
Molecular function (GO): protein binding
Source: RefSeq, a predicted model, not a curated record